Penicillium oxalicum is the source of this 801-nucleotide messenger RNA. Its product is annotated as syntaxin family protein. Gene Ontology annotation, molecular function: SNARE binding; SNAP receptor activity. NCBI's taxonomy places the organism in Eukaryota, Fungi, Ascomycota, Eurotiomycetes, Eurotiales, Aspergillaceae. The coding region runs from base 1 to 801 and encodes 266 amino acids. Gene Ontology annotation, cellular component: endomembrane system; SNARE complex. The transcript has a single exon. The record is from RefSeq and is a predicted model, not a curated record. Gene Ontology annotation, biological process: intracellular protein transport; vesicle fusion.
AUGACGAACCCCUCCCAGCUCUAUCUUCUAGCGGAUCAUAUCAAGCUCUCCCUCCUGGAGCGGGAGCGCGCUAUCUCGCUCGACUUGGAGCCCAACGCACAGGAUGGAGAAAUCUCCCGAUCCCUCGAGUCCCUGCAAACAGGCAUCCAAGCCGUUGAAGCCGAGCAGAUCCGGCUAGCUGAAUCCAACGACAGCGCAGGCGCUGCCGCCUUGAAAGACCAACUAGCCCCUCUGCGCGAUCAAUUUCAAGAACUCUCCGCCCAAUUCCACGGUGAAGGGGGUGGCUCGUCUGCUGAACCCUCCACCCAAGCCUCGCCCGAUCUCAAACAGCCGGUCCCACAGCAUCCGCCGUCGAAAUCGGUGCGAUUCAUGAAUAAUUCGGCGGCUGCCGCGGCCGUGCAAGACGAGAUUGACGACGAGGACGAUCGCAAUCGGCAACAACUUUUCCGCCCGUACCGCGACGAGCCCUCCCCGCCCACUGUGGAUCAGUCCGGUAUGACCAACGAGCAGAUCUAUCAACACCAUGACCGCGUGAUGCGCGAGCAGGAUGAUCAUCUGGACCGGCUGGGCGAGUCAAUCGGACGCCAGCAUCAGUUGAGCAUUCAGAUUGGGGACGAGUUGGAUGGCCACGUCGCACUGCUGGAUGGCUUGGACGGGGACGUGGAGCGUCAUCAGACCCGACUAGAUGGAGCGCGGCGACGGCUGGACAGGAUUCGCCGAAAGGCAGGAGAUAACUGGAGCAUGAUGACCAUUGUUGGGUUGAUCAUCAUCCUGGUGAUUUUGAUUGUGAUUCUGAAAUAA